AUGGCCCUGUGUUCGGCGAGCCGCGGCGCGAAGCGGAUGUUUGUGCGCCCCAAGCGGGCGUACUCGAGCCGCGCGCCGCCGUACGAGGCGAUUGCCGUACCGAAAAGCAUUGAUCGCCUUGCCGCGGCGCUUGCCGACCAGGCGCGCGUCGACGCCGAAGUCGGCGAUCCGAUCUAUUCCUACCGGCGCCCGCUUGGCACGGUGCCACGGUGCUACGACCAGCUGUACGCGCCCGACGUGCCGAGCGUAGUGCGCAAGCCCAAAGUGACGUAUUUUGAUAGCGAGCGCGAGGUCGAUGCGCUGCUGCCCGGCGCGUUGGCGCGCUGUGGCACCGUCGCCAAGUCGGUGGGCUUCGACCUGGAGUGGAAUAUGGGCCAGUUUCCCGGGCGCACGGCCGUGAUGCAGCUCGGCAUGGCAAACAAUAUCUACAUUAUACACCUCUCGGCAAUGGGUUGUGUGCCCCAGAGCAUACGAGAGAUGCUCGCCGAUCCGCAUAUCCUCAAGGUCGGUGUCGCGGUGCGCAACGACGGGCACAAGCUUCGGCGCGACUUUAAGCUCGUGAGCAACGGGCUGGUCGAGCUAAGUGCGAUGGCCAAGGCGCUCGAUCCCAGCCGCUGGAAGCACCGCCGUCUGCUCGUCAGCCUGCGCGACCUGUGCCAGUCCUACCUCGACCGCACGCUGCGCAAGGACGCAGUGCGUGUGAGCCGGUGGACCAAUACCCCCCUGUCGCACCUGCAGCAAGAGUACGCGGCGAGCGACGCGUACGUUGGCCUCGAGCUCUUUCACCAGCUCGUCCUGCGUACCUAUGAGCGGGCGACACGGCGGGUGCUCGAGCAGCCCCCCGCCGACCUCGCCGCGACGCCGUACGAGGCGGCGAUGGCGGUCGUGCGGCACGCAACCAGCAGCGUGAGCGACGCGCCGCCGAAGCCGAAAAAGGCGCGGCCAAGUCGUCUCGACAGCUCCUUUGGCCCCGAAAAGAAGGCGUACCAGCGCGCACUCGCCGCGUGGCGCACCAAGCAGCUCACCCUGGUCGAGCUCGCGUCGCGCGCAUGCAUCCGCAUCGGCACCUCGGCGCGGUACGUGAUGCGUGCGCUGGACGAGGAGCUGGCCGCGCAGCGUGCGGCCGGCCGCCCAUGCCGCCUCUCGGACGAGGAGCGCGAGCGGCUCCGCGCCGAGUUUACCUCUGCUGAGGUGCGCCGCAAUGCGCGCUUCCACUACGUCUUUCUGCGCGACCAUCACGUAUUUACGCACGCCGAGCUUGCUGCGAUGAAAUAG
Messenger RNA from Malassezia japonica, 1275 nucleotides. RefSeq lists its product as uncharacterized. The transcript has a single exon. Gene Ontology annotation, biological process: nucleobase-containing compound metabolic process. Gene Ontology annotation, molecular function: nucleic acid binding; 3'-5' exonuclease activity. The coding region runs from base 1 to 1275 and encodes 424 amino acids. The record is from RefSeq and is a predicted model, not a curated record. Lineage: Eukaryota; Fungi; Basidiomycota; Malasseziomycetes; Malasseziales; Malasseziaceae.